UGCCAGAUGUCGCGCUUGAUCAUGCUGUUCUUGUGCUUAGUUCACACCUACCAGAUGUCGUACUUGAUUGUGCUGUUCUUGUGUUUAGUUCGCACCUGUCAGCAGAAGCUGCCUAAAAACCCGUUGCAUCGGCCGCUGUGUGCUGAAUUCACCGAACUGUUUCUCACAGAGCAGCUGAAGCGCAAGACCAGGAGCAAGCUGCGAGCGCAGAACAACAAAGAUGCUCCACUGGACGAUCUGCACCAGCUAGUGGAGGAUGAUCAGAGGGAACUGGAUGAAGAACCAUUAGCUGGUUGCCAUGACGACGAAGACGACGACGACAACAAUGACAUGCCAGCAUUUGCUAGCGAGGAUGCGGACAAUAGACUGGGAUCUGAUGAGCCCUUCAUCAGUGAACACACAUUACAGCAACAGCAGCAGCAGCAAGGGGCGAUAGAGUGCAUCUCCAGCUAUGAGGAGCUCGUACUGAAGUACACGGAGGGAUUCCUCGCGAGUGCGAAGGAAUACACGCACAUGACUGAGCUCGCGAAGAGAGUCUCCCAAUGGGAGGAGAAGAUACUUCCCGUGCUGGAGCAGGAGGAGACGCGCGGAUCGUUUGACAUCCACAAGCAUGGAUCGCUGAUCCUAGACUCGUUCUCACACACGCCAUCGGCGAAGGUGAAGAAGGUGCCCUUCAAACAGAUCGUCUCAGGAAAGAGCACGUACGACGUCUGUCGCUACUUCCUGUCCGCAUUACAGCUGGCAAAUUCACACAACAUAGAGAUCAGUCAAGAUGCGCAGGGAGCUGACGGCAUGGACACAAUGGCAAUCAGGCUGUUGUCACGGAAACGCAUACACGAAGAUCUGCAGGAAUACAGAGCGCCGUCCUUGCAGCAGUAGCUCCAUCUAGUGACAAUAGUUUGAUGCAAUUUCCUUAAAGCAGAAGGGAGUCUCUGCUUAGAUCUGUUUUUUAGACACUUGUAAAGGCGGGCUUAUGUCGGGCUUGCGAGCCGACUCGACUGGAAGCAACUGGCUGCGACUGCAGUGCUUAGGUCGG
Messenger RNA from Priapulus caudatus, 1036 nucleotides. RefSeq names its product condensin-2 complex subunit H2-like. The coding region runs from base 7 to 879 and encodes 290 amino acids. The record is from RefSeq and is a predicted model, not a curated record. Lineage: Eukaryota; Metazoa; Priapulida; Priapulimorpha; Priapulimorphida; Priapulidae. Gene Ontology annotation, cellular component: nucleus; condensin complex. The transcript is spliced from 6 exons. Gene Ontology annotation, biological process: meiotic chromosome condensation; mitotic sister chromatid separation. Gene Ontology annotation, molecular function: chromatin binding.